AUGUCACAACACUUUGAUCAUAGAAGAUUCCAGGCUGCUGAUUAUGAUGAUCAGUUGUUUGAUGACUUGGAUGAUGACACAAUGCAAAUGGACCCAAUGAAUGAUGCCACCAAACAAGUUGUACAUCAAGACUUCUUCAACUCAUUCCAAGACGAUAUUGAUGAGGAUGACUUGUUCUCACCAGAUCAAUAG
Messenger RNA from Acytostelium subglobosum LB1, 192 nucleotides. RefSeq lists its product as hypothetical. Bases 1 to 192 code for a protein of 63 amino acids. NCBI's taxonomy places the organism in Eukaryota, Evosea, Eumycetozoa, Acytosteliales, Acytosteliaceae. The record is from RefSeq and is a predicted model, not a curated record. The transcript is spliced from 2 exons.